CUCGAUGCUCAAUGUCUCGUCUUUGCCGCUAGCAGCCUACAUCUCGGAGCAUUUCCCGUGGCAAGGCUACUCUACGCCGCCCGAGACGUUUGCCAACUACAGCGACUUUAACACUGCGUUUCUCGCCCUCAACCAAAAACGCUACUCCAACACCACGCUGCCCGUGGGCACGACGUUCCUCAUGGACGACGCCCAGAACGCCCAAGUCGCCCGCACCAAACUCACGACGCAUUCGCAGCCAAUGAGCUUGGAUGGUUGCUUCGCGAGCUCGCUCAUGGGACUCCCAGGACUUGUCUUUUACACGAGCGCCAACAUGCAAAGCAUCUGCGCGGCGCUCAACAAUGAGUAUAUGUAG
This is a messenger RNA of Saprolegnia diclina VS20, 355 nucleotides long. RefSeq lists its product as hypothetical. The record is from RefSeq and is a predicted model, not a curated record. The transcript has 3 exons. Lineage: Eukaryota; Oomycota; Saprolegniomycetes; Saprolegniales; Saprolegniaceae. The coding region runs from base 5 to 355 and encodes 116 amino acids.